This is a messenger RNA of Perognathus longimembris pacificus (Pacific pocket mouse), 237 nucleotides long. It is a transcript of the gene Fam240b, whose product is annotated as family with sequence similarity 240 member B. Lineage: Eukaryota; Metazoa; Chordata; Mammalia; Rodentia; Heteromyidae. The record is from RefSeq and is a predicted model, not a curated record. The coding region runs from base 1 to 237 and encodes 78 amino acids. The transcript has 2 exons.
AUGAACAAUCAAUACGUCCGCCGGGAAGUCUUCUGCUGCGAGACCUGCGAUGAACUCAAAAGCUUCUGGGAAAAAGAAAUCAGCAAGCAGACUUUUUACCGAGAGCUCGAGGAAGAUCGCCAGGGGAGAAGCGCCCUGAGAAAGCUCCGAGAAGAAUGGAAGCAGAGACUGGAGAAGAGGUUGAGGAUGCUGGAUAAUCCUGAUGAGAAGGAAAAGCAGCCUAACCCCAUGGACUGA